AUGGGUCAAGAGUGUUGCACCCCAACUCGUUAUCCUUAUCAACCGCAUGGAUACGUAUCGGGCGGUGGUUACUGUCCCCCACCCCCUGCUUUCCCACAUCGUCAACCGUACUUUCCAGCAGGUUCACCAGGCUACUGUCCUCCACCACCAGGUGCUGGUUAUUGUCCACCACCACCCGACAUGGGCUACUGCCCACCACCUCCCGACAUGGGGUACUGUCCACCACCUCCCGACAUGGGGUACUGUCCACCACCAUCUGACGGGGGUUAUUGUCCACCACCUCCUGACAUGGGUUACUGUCCAUCACCACCCUAA
Molecule: messenger RNA, 315 nt
Organism: Adineta ricciae
Lineage: Eukaryota; Metazoa; Rotifera; Eurotatoria; Adinetida; Adinetidae
Source: the annotation of a GenBank genome assembly